This is a messenger RNA of Letharia columbiana, 570 nucleotides long. RefSeq lists its product as uncharacterized. The transcript is spliced from 2 exons. Lineage: Eukaryota; Fungi; Ascomycota; Lecanoromycetes; Lecanorales; Parmeliaceae. Gene Ontology annotation, cellular component: membrane. Bases 1 to 570 code for a protein of 189 amino acids. The record is from RefSeq and is a predicted model, not a curated record.
AUGUCUAUCCUCUCUAACCCCCGAACGCUCUACUUUACCCGCAUCGCUCAGUUCCUCUUCGGCGUCGGUUUCCUCAUCCUCAUCUGCUACUCCGGCGUUCAUCGCGGCUGGUGGACCUCCAUCGAUGGGCCCCUCGCCGUCGGCGUCAUAGCUUCCAUCUUCACUUUCGCUCUCACCUUACAUAAUCUUAUCACUCACCACAUGAAUAGCAAUCCGUUCUCUGGAGGUUCCGCCACACGGACUAUGAUAAGACUGGCAGCGGAGGCCCUGGUAUUCUUGCUAUGGAUUGCAACGGCCGUGCUGAUGCUGAGACAUAAGGGUGGAUGCCCUGAACCAGAUCAGACGACUGGAUACCCUAUGCACGAUACCAAGAACGAAGCUGGGCAGAAGGUCAAUAUCUGCGCGACCAGCGAAACGACCUCCUACCAGUGGACUGAUCAGCCGAGGACGGAGUGGAAUGUGGCUGUUGCUUUUGAUUUCAUUGAGAUUGUCGCCUUCAUCCUCUCCGCAUUGCUGGUCUUCAAGGACGACAGGGCGAGCAAGGUCUCGGGCGGGACGAGCUAUGCUUGA